Messenger RNA from Baudoinia panamericana UAMH 10762, 310 nucleotides. RefSeq lists its product as uncharacterized. The transcript has a single exon. The record is from RefSeq and is a predicted model, not a curated record. NCBI's taxonomy places the organism in Eukaryota, Fungi, Ascomycota, Dothideomycetes, Mycosphaerellales, Teratosphaeriaceae. The annotation marks the transcript as partial.
CAUGCAGGGAGAGUCGCACCCUGCCAAACUUAUAAAGAACAGAGACCGGAAAGGCAGCGUUCCCGCCGCACUGCUCGGUCUGCUCCGUGACCGCGCGGUGACACUCAUAGGUUGCGGGGGCCUCACGACUGAGUGCCUUCGCGAUCCUGAAUUUUCAAAUACAUGAUUCCUCGACACAAGUCGGAUACGGUGGUAGUCCGAAGACACGAGACACUCAACCAGCGUCUCCCACAUUGAAGCAACGGUCUCGGAGACAUGACAUCGGUGGGUGGAAGCCAAAGUUAGGCUGAAUAUCUCAUGGAGUGCGAGC